Molecule: messenger RNA, 495 nt
Organism: Recurvomyces mirabilis
Lineage: Eukaryota; Fungi; Ascomycota; Dothideomycetes; Mycosphaerellales; Teratosphaeriaceae
Exons: 2
Coding region: 1-495 (164 amino acids)
Source: RefSeq, a predicted model, not a curated record
AUGUCAGCACCGGUCACACCACGCAAAGCAUCCGCGUCAAGCACGAAAAGCACCGCCUCGAGCACUCCCUCAACCUCCACCUUCUCCUCCCCAACCUCCACCCGCUCAGACGGCUGUCCCUUCAGCCCCGGCAUCGUCUUCGACCGCAAGCCCUCCUCACCCCUCCCAAAUGCAAACACUCUCUACGUCGUCGUCAAACUCGCCGACCCCUUCAAGCUCGACGCCAUAGCGGGCAGUACCGUACUACCAAGCAGACCACCCAAGCGUCCCCUGCUCGCACGUCUGGGAACCCGCCUUUUCGGCCCAAAAGACACGCACACAUACAAAGCGAUCAAGAUGCCCCGAAGCGCCUAUAACGCGCACUUCCGGCGUGAUGCUCGGCGUAAUUACAUCGAAAGUGAAGCAGAGCGGGAAUGGACGGAGGAGGAAUUGAUGGCGGAGUUUGGCGAGUUUCAGGAUCAGCCGUUGGGGAAGGUGGGGUUGUGUGCGAUUUGA